Molecule: messenger RNA, 666 nt
Organism: Ooceraea biroi (clonal raider ant)
Lineage: Eukaryota; Metazoa; Arthropoda; Insecta; Hymenoptera; Formicidae
Gene: mRpL23
Product: mitochondrial ribosomal protein L23
Biological process (GO): mitochondrial translation
Cellular component (GO): mitochondrial large ribosomal subunit; ribosome
Molecular function (GO): structural constituent of ribosome
Source: RefSeq, a predicted model, not a curated record
CUGUCGGUAAUGGAAAUAUCUGUAAGCCGCGACAAACUCACGCGAGAUUUGAGGUUAUGACGAUUAAAUCGCUCUCGCUUAUGUUUUAGAAUUACGUAUUUAAAUAUAAAAGGGACGCCAAGUUAUUUUAUAACAAUACAGCACAAUGUCGACACGAUGGUAUCCGCUAUAUCAAAGAGGCAACCCGCAGCUGAGAGUAUUUCUACCGAAUUUCUGGAUGAAGUUAAUUAAGUCUAUGCAUAAGCAGCCUCCGAAUGUGGUACAGUUUCACUGCUCUAUGGAAAUGACCAAGUUCGAUAUUAGGAAUUACUUAGAGAAGAUCUACAAUGUCAAGCCGAUCAAAGUCAACACAGUAAUAACCAUGGGAAAAUUCAGGAAAGAUCCACGGGGUACUAUCGUUAAAGAUGAUGACAGUAAAAUUGCUUAUGUCGUACUACCAAAGGACGAGAAAUUUGUAUUUCCUGAUUUGUUCAAGGAUGCAAAGGAUGACGUGGAUGAAAAUACCAUGAACGAAACUAAAAAAGACUUACAGCAAUAUAUAGAGUCUAACAAAGCACCGGGAGUGCCCACCUGGUUUAGGGUUUAAUGUACAUAUAUUUGUGUGUGUGUGUACGUGCGAUAUUUUAAGGAUCUAUCUUUAAUAAACGUAUUUGUUAAUAUUAGUAA